Aethalodelphis obliquidens (Pacific white-sided dolphin) is the source of this 6341-nucleotide messenger RNA. RefSeq names its product interaction protein for cytohesin exchange factors 1 (gene IPCEF1). The coding region runs from base 844 to 2331 and encodes 495 amino acids. The record is from RefSeq and is a predicted model, not a curated record. The transcript has 14 exons. NCBI's taxonomy places the organism in Eukaryota, Metazoa, Chordata, Mammalia, Artiodactyla, Delphinidae.
GUCCGUUCAGUAUGCUACAAAAGAAUGGCAGGCUAUGCCUUGUUCUUAUCCUAAGAUGCUUUUUUAUGAAUUUAUCUGUGCCCUCUAUUUAUAAGUAAUAUGAACCGUUAAGAGAGGAGAAAGAAGGGAAAUGUGAAAGAACAGUCAGCCAAAAAAGACUGAUGAUAAAAAAGCGGCAUUUCAACUCAACACACCCGGAACAGUUCUGCAGGUGACCUUGCACUCCGUGCCUGCAGAUGACCUCGCCCUCCAUGCCGGCAGAUAAACAUCUUUGCCUCCAAAUCAGCACAGCCAAACCAUGCAAUGUUUCACACACGUGUCCUGGAAAUGAACACACCGAGUAGUGUUUAAUGAUCAGUGGAGCCAGACAGAUGAGACACGACUGAUUUGCCUGAACCGUGUCCUGGGUUUCAGAAUUGAGGAAGGGUUCAUUAAAUGACAAGAAGGAAGAACAAUGACAUUGGGGAAGUAGAGAUAACACUUCCUCUUCUUUCAAAAGAGCCUUACCCUCUGGUCAGCCUCUAAUGGUCAUCCUGUGUAGCCAGAGCCGCCAGAGCUGUGGCCGCUUACAGUGGAAUCCUCAACCUUGGCCUCAGAGUAUUAUGAAUUUUCUGAAUUCAGGGAUAAAGAGCCAGUGCUUGGAUUUACUCUCUUUUUAUUGCAUACGCUCAUCAACAUUCCAAAGUGAUGUACAAAUCAGUUGCCUUGAGAGGAACGCCAGACCCCUAGCUCUCCUGGGCCGAGAAGCCAGCGCGAGAUGAGAGACCCCAGAGCAUUCAUCAAAGCAGAAUCAGAAGCAACAGACCUGGAACGAGGGAGUGCAUAACUUUUUGCUGUGGCUGUAUGAGACCUUCAGCCAGCACUCAGUGGGUGUUCUGUGAGAACUGCUCCACAUGUGAUAUAGUUUUGAUGUAUCUGUGGGAGGAGGUGAGCUCCACGUCCUUCUAUUUCACCAUCUUCAUCUCCCAGUCUGCUUAUUAUUUUCUUAUCGUUUUUGUUUCUAUCAAUUUGACAUCAUACAUGGCUACUGAUGGCAGUGAUCUUCAGGUUCCCUUGCGUCAGAAGCAGAGAAGGAAAACUAAAGGUUUUUUCACCAUGAGUCGGAGGAGGAUAUCAUGUAAAGACCUGGGGCACGCUGACUGCCAAGGGUGGCUAUGUAAGAAAAAGGAAAAAGGAACUUUCCUAGGCAACAAAUGGAAAAAGUUCUGGGUGGUCCUGAAGGGAUCAUCACUGUACUGGUACAGCAAUCAAAUGGCAGAGAAAGCUGAUGGAUUUAUCAACCUGCCUGAUUUCACUGUAGAGAGAGCAUCUGAAUGCAAGAAAAAGCAUGCUUUUAAGAUCAGCCAUCCACAGAUCAAGACCUUUUAUUUUGCAGCUGAGAAUGUGCAGGAAAUGAACCUGUGGUUAAACAAAUUUGGAUUAGCUAUAAUCCAUCUUGAAUCCACUACAAAGGAUGAAGAAUGCUACAGUGAGAGUGAACAGGAAGAUCCCGAAAUAGCUGUCGAGACACGACCCCCUCAUUACUCUGCGGAGACUCUCUCUCCUUUGGCUGCCCAGCGGGCAUCUUCGUCUUCACCCAAAUUGAAUGAAACGUCGCGUUCUUUCUCUUCCAUGGAAAACAUAAAAAAGACGCCCAGCAGUUUGUCUUCUCUCAUAUCUAGAGAAAGACAGCCCUGGAUGGACGUGGUUGACAGCUCGUCUGCCGCUGAAGACGUGGGACAGUCUGUGACACGCGCUGUGCAGGCCUGCUCACCUGCACCCUCGGAGGCAAAUGGUCGCAGGGCCCUGGAAACCAGCUUCGCCACAUCAGAAAGUGGAGUUUUGAACUCUUUAUCCAGUGAUGACGCUUCUUCAUUGAGUAGCAACCUAGAUCAUCUUUGUGUCCCAGACAAGCCGGCUGGAUCAGAGAUGACAGAUAGAGAAGAGACAAAAGUGUCUGAAGAUGAUGAAAUGGAGAAGCUCUACAAAUCGUUAGAGCAAGCUAGUCUCUCUCCUCUUGGGGACCGGCGACCUUCAACCAAAAAGGAGUUGAGAAAGUCCUUUGUCAAGCGGUGCAAAAAUCCAUCCAUAAAUGAGAAGCUCCACAAAAUCCGGACUCUGAACAGCACAUUAAAGUGUAAAGAACAUGACCUGGCCAUGAUUAACCAGCUGCUGGAUGAUCCGAAGCUGACAGCCAGAAAAUACAGGGAGUGGAAGGUCAUGAACACCCUGCUCAUCCAGGAUAUCUACCAGCAGCAUCAACAGCAGAGGACCCCUACGUCCACCCCCGAAGGCUCCCUCCAGGGACUCGAGAAACCACCUUCCUCUGCCUGCAUUGAAAAUUCUAUUUGAGAACAAGCCAGGAUGCUCUCCCCCCUGCAUCUUACCCCAAAGCAACUCUUCACGAUGUGGUAGUAGCUUAACAUUUUUCCUUAUAAAGGAAAACUGAAAGCCAGUUCCUGGAAGCACCAGCUCCUCCUCUAGGGAUGCAACUGGGGUGAAGACAAACACUGAUGCUGCAUCAGCAGUUUCAGUGCUUCCAUUCCAGCUGGAGGGAUGGAGUCCAGCUGAGCAAAUGGUCUCUGUGUUCCUUCUGGGAGCCCCCGGCCAUGCUAAGUUCUAGGUGGGAUGUGAGAACUGUCACCUCUGUUUGUUGCUCUCAAGAGAAUGACAACAUUCCAUGGACAAAAGAUCACUUUUUACCAGGGAUACUUCUUCAUAGAAAUACUCUGUUUUCCAAAAGAAGAAUGUAUAUAUCCCAUUUGGUUGCGUAGCUGAGUUCCCUAAGUCAUCUUUCGAGUGGAGGAAUGCUAUCUAUAGCAGUAACCGGGGCAGGACAGAUGUGAUAUUGUGGAACCCAAAUCGCUUGGCUUUGGUCCAGAAUGGUGGUGCCUUUUCCACGUGUUGAGAAAUACUUCAUAGCAAAUGGUGUGCGGGAACGCCCAAGGAGGAGGCGUGGCCUAUAUUCCACUCACUCAAAGGACAGCUUAAUAUUUUCAGACUUUAUCCAGUUUGGGUAAGGGAUCUGAUUAAUGUUUCCUUUCCACAGAACAGCUAAAGAAAACUCUCUCAUUACACUUGGACACCUCUGUUCCCUCUGAGAUUUUCUAAACCACUGUAGGACAUAGUAAUAUGUCCAGCGAGGAAUGUUUACUGCCUUUGCCCUUGGGGGUGGUAGCUAUGCACAGUAUAAAUGUACAACCAGGGACUUCCCUGGCGGUUCAGUGGUUAGGACUCUGCAGUCUCACUGCCGAGGGGCCGGGUUCAAUUCCUGGUUGGGGAACUAAGAUCCCCCAGGCAGUGCAGCACGGCCUAAAAUAAAUAAAUAAGUAAGUAAAUAAAUAAAUAAAUGUACAUCCAGAUUCCCUAGGAUCAAUAUUGACAAGAUGAUUCUGGUGUCUGAAUUGUUUUAGUAUCUUUAGUAUCUAAAAAAAAUCAACCCAACAGAAACAGCAAAAGAGUUAAAACAUGACUGUUUUAUUUUUGUAUGUCUAUGUGUCACUUUGUGUCCUAUGUGAAUAGCUCAAUAUAAUAUAUUUGUUAUUUAAGAAUAUUUAUAGAAGUUCAAAUUACUAGUGUCUUAAAAGAUGAUAUUAUAUGUUUUAUUCAGUAUAUGUUUCAAAGUAUAUACUUUUUGCUUGAGAAAAAUAGGAAUACUAUUGAUUCACUGGAGUUAUUAUGUUGCACUAUAAUGUCUGAGGAAUGCUCAGGAGAUCUUGUGGGAUAAAUGUAGGGCAUGCAUUAAUAAUCUUUAUUUUCUGGCUUUUCUCUCUGCUUCUUUCUCUCUUUUUUCUCUCUCUCUCCAGAAUGCUUAGAUUUCUAUCUGUUGUAGACGAUCUUCCGAACCACAAAAGGACUUCUCUCUUACAUUAUCCCUUCUAGUAAAUAUACUUUAAGUUUUAUGCCAUUUAUGCCUACGUAUCCUAAACCAGAGGAAGCACAAUUAAUGCAGUCUUUUGAUGGAAGACGAAUAGAAUUUUUGGGGUUUACCGUUUAAGAGAACUCAUUUUAUUAGAGAAACAAUAGGAAAGUUUUCACCCGCUAAUCACCAUGAAUACUUCUCACCAUAAGAAUAACCACAACCCAUGAAAGACCCAUUUUGGCCUAACCCCUAGCAAGUUGUCAACACAACAUCGUUGGCUUUAUAGUGUCAAAGUGUGUGUGUGGCUUGACAUUCAAAUGGAAAUAACCCCCUGAAUUUUAUCUGCGAACUAAAUGGAAAUAGUUGUUGAAAUUUUCCCUAAGCUUUACUAAGAAGUCUUAAUACUUUGUAAACAAAAAACAACCUUAGCAUUAAGAAAAAAAAAAACCCAAAAACCCAGGAAGCAAGUUGUAAUACUAGAAGCUUCUGAAAGGCCAUGCUAGUCAGUUUGGCCCAGUAAACAUUUAGGUGCUCCUGCAACAGUUGGAGCGUACUGGGCAGGGCUCAGACCCUGCAGAAGAGGGGACCUGGCCCUCUGUGAGUUUACUGUUGGCACAGAGAGAAGCAAACAUUCAGGUCCUCAGACUGGACCCUGUUUCUGGUUUGAAGGCCGGUGCUUUAAUCUCUUUACUCUAGAAAUCAGCAUUGAUUCUUUCUGUAAUUAGCAGCAUCUAAUUCUUCCCAUAAUUAGGUGGACUGUUUAGGAUUCACAAAGUAACCAAAGUGGCGAGGAAAGGAGAAAUAAUCGCAGAGGGAAGGAUGGGAUGAUAAGGCAUUCUUCUACCUUUUUCUCUUUGGUUUCCAGCACCAACCUAUAAACGUUAAACCAGUUUUUCCUAAAGUGAAGUGCUUCGAAAGCUUUUGGCCAGGGCUUGCAAAUAUAUUCUAACGCUUUACUUUGACUUUUCAUGAAUACAUAUUUAACUGACCUUUUAAAGUCCAUUGGUACCACUCUAACUUAAAGGCAAAACAGAUCCGUGAGAUUACUCAGUCUAGCUUUUCAGUCACUUUUCAAAGUCAGGUUCGUCGAGAUGUUUUGCUUUGUUAGUUAGAACAGUUACUAUGCAGAACCUCCCAAACGAAAGUUAAACUGAGAUGCACGAUUUCGCACCCGGCUCUUCUAGACCAAACUCACCUGCUCACUUGUGACUUCCCUUCUGAGGAUGGUUUCACUCUGUGUUACGUUGUGCUAGGAAGUAGGGGCACGGCUGCUGUGAGUCUCCCUCCUCCCUGUGCCUCUGCCUUGUGCGGUGGCUGCGGGGACCCAGCAGCUGGACCUGGACUGUACAUGCCAUCGCGCUGCAAUGGGCACAGGGCCGUGGUAGCUUUUGCGAGGUCAUCCACUGGAAACCCAAAGGCCCCUUUUCCUUGAGUACAGUCUCUUCCUCAUGGCCUGAGAGGUUACUGUCCCUCCUGCAGUGACCUGCUGCUGGGCUGGCUGUGGCUUGGGGUGUAACUUAUCACUCUGCUUCCUUUCCUUCCUUCUGUAAAGUACACUGCUCGUUAGGAGCUGUGAGAUCCUUGGAUGGAAGGGAUCCAUUUAUUUUGUUUUCCUUUUAAAACGUGUCAGGAGAUGCCAGAGACGAGCUUAGUGAUUAAGGGUUAGGACCUUAACUUUCCUUUCAAUUCCUUUUCAUGUAAUUAUGCUAAUUUCCUCAGACAGCCUCUAAGUCACAAACAAUAUCAUAGAGACGAUCCAGAUACUUUUAAGUCUUUUGAAGAGAGGGGCUAUACCAAUUCCAGCCAUAUUUAAAUUCAUGGACACGUACCUCUUUGUACGAUACUCUGAUUGAAAGAUAAUAUUUUGAUGAGGCCACACAGACGAUUGAGUGAGUAAUUUAGGCACACAAGGUGCCCAUCCAACCAUCACUUUGUGUUGCGAAGCUGCCGUGUCCAAAUGAAGUUUUAGGAUGCAUCUCUUCUUCGUCUAAUAGAAUUUGAUAUUUGAUUGGGGUUUUCCAAUGUAUUUCACCUUUCAAUUUUUUUUGUACACUUAUAAGAGGAAUGGAGUCCUAGAAAUGUGAGGAGACUGUCCUGCCUAUGGUUUUGUAAUAUGUCACUAAAAAUGGAAGCCCCUGAAACUAGAUUUCAGCCACGCAUAGGAAAUGGACUGGGGAUGGGCCAUCCUUCCACGAAGCACUGAGAGCUGCUCAUCUCAGCAAACAAGAUAACGAACCUCUACGUGUUUCUCUAUGCUGUGAGACAGGAAGUGAUGUUCUUACCUCCUCUGCACAUCUCUAUUCUUCCUCACAUCACCACAGACCACAGAGAAAACAAAGAAGAAAAAAAUAGAUAUUUAUAGAUAUUUUAAAAAAUAGUUCAAUUUCUCCUGCUGUGAGAAGACUUCACUGCCCUGUUUUGAUAUUUCUUUGAGUCCAAAGGGGAAGCAUGCCCCAGGGAGACGUCGAGCAUCUCUUAAUAAAGCCCAGGAUUUAAUUAA